Messenger RNA from Haplochromis burtoni (Burton's mouthbrooder), 2209 nucleotides. RefSeq names its product mitochondrial ribosomal protein S27 (gene mrps27). The coding region runs from base 5 to 1267 and encodes 420 amino acids. Gene Ontology annotation, cellular component: mitochondrion. The record is from RefSeq and is a predicted model, not a curated record. The transcript is spliced from 11 exons. Lineage: Eukaryota; Metazoa; Chordata; Actinopteri; Cichliformes; Cichlidae. Gene Ontology annotation, molecular function: protein binding.
CGAGAUGGUAUCGUCUAAUAUGGCAGCCUCCGUGUUAAAGCGAUGUGCGACUGCUGCUGUCAAAGUUAAAAGUUUAUCUCCGUCUCUUUCAGCCCGACGAUGGUUGCUUUCAGCGGCUUACACAGACAGCAAAAUGUGGGAGGCGAGAGAGAAAGAUCCUCAGAACCUGGCUGUACUCGCCAACACUAUGGACAGGACAUAUGACAGGAAUCUCCCUGUUAGCUCUCUGAUUAUGUCACGGUUUGUGGACAACAUAUCAUCCCGGGAAGAAAUUGAUCAAGCAGAGUACUACCUUUAUAAGUUUCGUCACAGUCCAAACUGUUGGUACCUGCGAGACUGGACCAUUCAUGGCUGGAUCAGACAGUGUCUAAAACAUGGGGCUAGAGAUAAGGCCUUGCACACACUUAAAAACAAGAUCCAGUAUGGAAUAUUCCCAGAUGACUUCACCUUCAAUCUCCUCAUGGAUUCCUUCAUUAAGGAUGCAGACUUUAAAAGUGCGUGUUCUGUGGUUGAAGAGGUGAUGCUUCAGGAGGCUUUUGAUCUUCCCUCCACUCAGAUCCUGUCUCUGUAUGCUCUGGGCAGUUACCUAGCAACCAGACCACAACUUGCUGUGUCAGAAGAACGGGCUCUGGGGGCAUCGCUGCUUAUCUGUGGACAGAAGCAAGACAACACCAUUGGCCUCAGUGCUCAGCUGCUUGGCAAUGCUUUCCUCGGCAAGGUAGAAAAUUUAAAGGGCAUACAUGCCGUCUUCAAAGGGAUGCCUCUCUUCUGGGGUCGAGGAUAUCUGGGCAGAGCGCUGGCCAUUAUGGAGAGAGUGGCUGCUGCUUCUAGUGAUGUCAAACUGUCCAAAGAUACACUGGGAUAUGUGAAUGACUUGCUCCACGACCUGCCUUUGACCUCAGAGUCAGACUCUUCUGGAGAAGAGUCAGGAGGUGAAGAGGACAAGAAAGAAAACACUGUAGAUGAAGACGAUCAGGCCGAAGCUGCUAAGCUACCCGAGUAUGUCAAGAAAUUCAAGGAAUUGAACAGCCAGCUGGAGUCUCAGGGUAAAGUAGAGUCAACCUCUUUCCAGGAUUUAGUGACCGCUCUGGCCCAGCAGAACCUGGCUGCUGCCGAGACACCGGACCUCGAGCAGUAUGAGAGCCGGGUGCAGGCCUGGGAGGCCGAGAAGAGGCAGCUGAUCCAGAGAGAGAAGGAGAUGAGGGAAAAGGCUGAGCAGGAGAAACAGGAGCGAUUAGCUGCCAUGGCUGCAGCUCAGCAGGUGUAGAAACUUUUUACAUGGAGCCAACUGUGACUCACCGAACUGUCCGUCGAGUACGUACUUUAAAAUGUGUAUACUUGUGAGUGUAUUAUUAUCAUUGCACCAGGUUCUGUCACUUAUUACUUUUGUAUAUAUCAAUUAUUGUGUUUGUGGCUCUGUUUUUAUAGAAUAGAGCUAAUAUAAAUAGGCUGUCAAAAUAAAACACACUUUCAGUUCUAUCACAUAUUUGUAUUUCACGUUUAUUGUUUGUCUGUCGUGGACUAUGGGAUGAUAUCAUCACUGGAACUUAUGCUCACAUCAAUUGUUCAGCCCGAUCGUAGGGUGACCUCAUGUAAGCAAAAAGAUGGAAAAGCUAGGGAAAGAUCGUCCCAUCACAUCCUCCCACUCCUUUUCCUCUUUGCCUGCAGUCGUCUUUGUCACAUGUUUGUGUGUUUUCUGUGUGCGCACGUCUGUCAAAAGCAUCUUGGGGAGUUUUUUUCUCACGGGCCACAUUACACAAGAUAUUUGCUGAUAGCAAAUCUAGAGAAAAACAAAUUAUUUGCCUAGAAAGGAAUGCAGUUCUGACCAGAAACCUUUCCGUUCACAUGAAAAAGCCAAUAAUGUUGUAUAGCUCCUGAUAAAUGUAAGACCAGACAAAGUGCACAUCAGGCUAAAUUAUUAGGAAACUAUCUUCAUAAAAGUUCAAUGUCAGCUAAUACAGAAAUAUCACUCUAAUAGCAACGACACGUUAACUAACAAAUGAAGUUUGGACUCUGCACAAAAGAUAAGACAAUAGAUCUUUGGGGGGGGAAAUGCUGUUGUGGUAGUGCAGAUAAUGCAUUCAUUCUACAUUAUGCUGCAGCUAUUCAGUAUUCAGAGCACGAGCUUGGGAAACAGCCUGGUAUGCAGUCCAGGAUGAAUGAGCAGCACAAAACGCUGAAACAAGAACCAUUGUGAUCCCAAGGCACC